AUGAAGAAUACCGUGCUUCGAAUAAAAGCCGAUUUGGAAAACGUUAAAAAAUUAUACUGUGAUAAUGACUUUCUGUGGGCCUUUAACAUUAAAGACAGCACAUCUUCUCUAACGAGAGAAAAUAUACAAUUCAGAAAAACAGAUAUUCUGGAAAUUCCAAACAGUAGGGGAACUGCAAAUUUCAUGGUGAAAUGGACUGAGUACCCGAAAUAUUCCACAAUAAACUUCGUAAAUACAAAAAACAGCUGUUCCUAUGACAGUACAGCAGACAAUGACUGGCAGGAUUUUGCCGCAUUUGAGUGCAGGGGGAUCGAACUUGUGGAAUUCCUACCUCAUGGCAAUUUCAUCGUUGAAGACACAAAAGGAAAAAUUUAUUACGACGUAAAUUUGUCGGAUUUAAACUGGUGUGACUAUAACCAGGAUCACGAAAUGUGUGUGGGAAUUUACAACGUUGAGCAUGAGAUUUGUUAA
Messenger RNA from Plasmodium gonderi, 471 nucleotides. RefSeq lists its product as hypothetical. The transcript is spliced from 6 exons. The record is from RefSeq and is a predicted model, not a curated record. The coding region runs from base 1 to 471 and encodes 156 amino acids. NCBI's taxonomy places the organism in Eukaryota, Apicomplexa, Aconoidasida, Haemosporida, Plasmodiidae. Gene Ontology annotation, molecular function: zinc ion binding.